Molecule: messenger RNA, 888 nt
Organism: Pediculus humanus corporis (human body louse)
Lineage: Eukaryota; Metazoa; Arthropoda; Insecta; Psocodea; Pediculidae
Exons: 5
Coding region: 1-888 (295 amino acids)
Biological process (GO): positive regulation of Wnt signaling pathway
Cellular component (GO): external side of plasma membrane; membrane
Molecular function (GO): signaling receptor activity
Source: RefSeq, a predicted model, not a curated record
AUGCAUUUAGUUCAGGGUGGGGAAUUAAUAAUAGCUGAAAAACCACCUUCGAUCAAACUACAAGGAGAUGGUUCAAUCGAUCAGAGUUUGAUACCUGAUUUACUUACGGCAGUUAUGGGAUUUACAAACGACAAAAAUUUAAAUUGGCACGAUAUGAAAAUAACGGAUCCUUUUCAUUUCGCUGAAGUGACUGUUGUUUUAUAUAUUGAUGGAAUUACUUCCCUCGGGGAAUCAAUACCAUUUCAAAAAUAUAUUUUGAGCAGUGAUGAAAGCAUCGACGAAACAUGGCACACAUUGAAAAAUAAAGUCAUGAGUAGAUACCCUUUACAAAAUGGUACAAUUUCAAUGAUUGGAACAGAUUUAGAUGAAAAUAUAGAUCAAAAGAAUAUGAAUGCAUCAGAAAAACAAGUUUCUGAAUUUCAUAAUUUUGAUCAAGAAAUUAACGAUAUUGAAAAUUUUGUAAAAACCUUUCAAAGACCAAGUAGUGUUCCUAAUUUAUAUUGGUUGAAUAUAAAGAGCAUAAAUCCAGUAACCAAUUUAGAAGAAGCCAAAGCAAAGGUUUAUGAAACUCUUAAAUUGGUGGCGAAAAAAUUUAAUAAUUAUUAUUCUAAUAGAGCAUUUGUCAUUGCAAUAGCAAGUGAUCCGCAUAAAGAAAGAAGAGUAAGAAGUGCUGAAGAUGAAAAAAUUGAAGAUUCAACUAUGAAUGAAAUGAGAAUGAGUAAUGUUUACAAUCCAGAUUUUCCAGUAAUUUUUAAUAUAAUUUUAUGGCUUACAGUUGCCUUGGUGUUUUCUCUUCUGGCAGUUUCAGUAUUUAUAGCUUCAAUGGACCCAGGUAGAGAUUCAAUAAUUUAUCGUAUGACCAGCAAUAGAAUGAAAAAAGAUAGUUAA